AUGCCCAUUCUCGGUUACAUCACAUCACAUGUAAUCUGUAAUAAUACCGUACUCCCAGAGUACUCGAUUGAAACCGACCUUUCGACGCGGUCCCAAUCCUGUUGGAUAGCGAGCGAGUCGAACCAGAAUUUUCAAGUCAGAUGCGACUGGACAGUUUGCUCGGCAUUCGACUGGUCCAUCCGCUUCCUCUGUGACGGUGUUCUCGUUGGCAACUUAUUGGCAAAGUCAAUAGAUUUACAACUGGUCUUCAAGGGAGCCAUCAGUGGGUCAAAGUCGCAUUCGCUUCUAUUUGCGGAUGUCAGGCUCACGGACAAAAGCACCGCUCAUCCCACAGGUCUCAGUCCAGCCCUUGGGACGAUCAAGGUCGAGUUCUGGCGCAUUCGGUCGGAUUGGAAGCCAAUGAGGGCAACGCAGCGAUCCAUCGUCAAAAUCCCUGAGGGAAAACAAACGCUUGGAUUUCACUGCACGCAAAUUGGCGCGACACCUCUGGAUACUAAAUAUACGUCGGUAAACGCUACAUAUCUAGAUAGGGAGUCAUUUGCCCAGUUUGUGUUUCGCUAUCGUCCCAAGGCUAUGCUUCAGGCCAUGGGACAUAUACCAGCUCCUUUGGUUGCACCGAGUCGUGGAGUAAAGCGCAAGCCUUCUAAAUCACCCGAGAGUGAUAGUUCAAGUGGCGCCUCUGAUGAGGAACAGGAAAUUGCUGCGAAGAUUGCAGCUCUUCAGCGGCAACUGAAAGGCGUACAGAAGCGCAAACGGGUCAAGGUGGAAGAAGCACCGAUCUUGAUACUUUCUGGUAGCCGAGGAACGAGCGAGAGGAGUCCUAUCGACCUGACGAAGGAUGACGAGGUGGUCGUAAUUGACUAA
Molecule: messenger RNA, 864 nt
Organism: Serendipita indica DSM 11827
Lineage: Eukaryota; Fungi; Basidiomycota; Agaricomycetes; Sebacinales; Serendipitaceae
Source: the annotation of a GenBank genome assembly